This is a messenger RNA of Mustela erminea (ermine), 634 nucleotides long. Its product is annotated as interferon alpha-1/2-like. Bases 37 to 597 code for a protein of 186 amino acids. NCBI's taxonomy places the organism in Eukaryota, Metazoa, Chordata, Mammalia, Carnivora, Mustelidae. Gene Ontology annotation, cellular component: extracellular region. The transcript has a single exon. Gene Ontology annotation, biological process: adaptive immune response; positive regulation of peptidyl-serine phosphorylation of STAT protein; response to exogenous dsRNA. The record is from RefSeq and is a predicted model, not a curated record. Gene Ontology annotation, molecular function: type I interferon receptor binding; cytokine activity.
ACCCCAGCCAGGCCAACAGCAUCGGUAGGAUCCCCGAUGGCCCUGUCCUGCUCCUUCUUGCUGGCCCUGGUGGUGCUCAGCUGCCACUCCCUAGGCUCUCUGGGAUGUGAUCUGCCUCAGGACCACGACCUGCACUGGAGGGCCCUGAUGCUCCUGCAACAAAUGAGGAGACUGUCUGCUAGCUCCUGUGACAACUACACAAAUGAUUUUGGCUUCCCCCAGGAGGCGUUUGACGGCAAGUCACUGCAGAAGGCUUACGUCCUCUCUGUCGUCCAUGUGACGAACCAAAAGACCUUCCACUUCUUCUGCACAGAGUCCUCACCUGCUCCUUGGAAUACGACCCUCCUGGAGGAAUUGUGCUCGGGACUUUCUGAGCAGCUGGGCCACCUGGAAGCCUGUUCCCUGCAGGAGGUGGGGGUGGGAGAGCUGCCCCUGAUGAAUGGGGACUCCAUCCUGAGGAACUACUUCCAGAGAAUCUCCCUCUAUCUGCAAGAGAAGCAAUACAGCCCUUGUGCCUGGGAGAUGGUCCGAGCAGAGAUCAUGAAACCCUUGUAUGCAUCAACAGCCUUGCAAAGGAGUCUAAGGAGCGGGAAGUGACACCCAUUUCAACAUCGAAAUGGUUCUCUCUGAAGAA